AUGUCGGGGAGCCUCACUCAAGCCUGUUGUGGUAUUAAGGUGAUUGACAAUAUCGUCUUGAAUAAUAGAUGUCAGAUGGUGCCUGGCUUGCUGACUGUGAAGUCUUUGUCCUUUGCUCAGAAUUUUUUGUUGAAAGAUGAUGAUGUCAUUAUAGUGACCUUUCCUAGAUCAGGAACACACUGGAUGAUUGAGAUAGUCAGUCUGAUUCUCUCCAAAGGGGACCCAACUUGGGUCCAAACUGUCAAAAGCCAUACCAGGUGUCUAUGGAUUGAAUAUGAACAGUCACAGAAACUACUGAUGGACCAGGAUGGACCGCGUCUCAUGGCUGCACAUCUUCCCAUACAACUGUUUCCCAAGUCUUACUUCACAACCAGUGCUAAGGUUAUUUAUGUCAUCAGGAAUCCCAAAGAUGUUGCCACAUCUCUAUAUCAUAUAUGUAGAGACUAUCCUAUUAUGAAGAAUUAUAGGACUUUUGAAGAAAUUAUUCAUUCAUUUAUCCAUGGUGACUUGCUUUAUGGAUCUUGGUUUGAUCACAUCCUUGGAUGGUUGACAAGAAGAGACACAGAGAACUUCCUACUAAUGUCCUAUGAGGAGCUACACAGGGAUCUCAGAGGCAGCAUUCAAAAAGUGUGCCGAUUUUUGGGCAAACAUCUGACUCCAGAACAACUUGAUUCUGCUAUGAAAAAUGCAUCCUUUUCGGUCAUGAAGGAUAAUAGGAUGUCCAACCACGUGUUGCUAAGAAUUCCAAAACAUGAUAUUGACUCCAAUAUAGCACUUCUGAGAAACGGCCUUUGUGGGGACUGGAAGAAUCACUUCACUGUGGCUCAAAGUGAGGCCUUUGACAAAGUCUAUCGGGAGAAGAUGUCGAGCCUGGAUCCUGGUCUCUUCCCAUGGUCAGAAGACUGUUGAUUCCCCUCCAUCCUAGACAGGAUUUCUCAGUGAAGCACUGGUUGUCCUGGAAAUCACUGUGUAGACAGGCUGGCAUUGAACUCAGAGAUCUGCCUGUCUCUGCCUCCUGAGUGCAGGGACUGAAUACAUGCACCAUCACUGCAAUGCUGUCUCAAUGGAUUACUCUAAGCUUUGUAAGAACUGUUAUUGUUAGCUACUCAUACUUAUAAACAAAUCUAGACGUGA
This is a messenger RNA of Phodopus roborovskii (desert hamster), 1134 nucleotides long. Its product is annotated as sulfotransferase 2A1-like. Gene Ontology annotation, molecular function: sulfotransferase activity. Gene Ontology annotation, cellular component: cytoplasm. The record is from RefSeq and is a predicted model, not a curated record. The transcript has 6 exons. NCBI's taxonomy places the organism in Eukaryota, Metazoa, Chordata, Mammalia, Rodentia, Cricetidae. Gene Ontology annotation, biological process: sulfation. The coding region runs from base 1 to 909 and encodes 302 amino acids.